Cladophialophora yegresii CBS 114405 is the source of this 234-nucleotide messenger RNA. RefSeq lists its product as uncharacterized. Gene Ontology annotation, cellular component: mitochondrion. The annotation marks the transcript as partial. The record is from RefSeq and is a predicted model, not a curated record. The transcript is spliced from 3 exons. Lineage: Eukaryota; Fungi; Ascomycota; Eurotiomycetes; Chaetothyriales; Herpotrichiellaceae. Gene Ontology annotation, biological process: mitochondrial respiratory chain complex II assembly.
GCACGCCUUUCGGGCCUGCAACGUGAAGUUCUCAAACUAUACCGCGCAUGCCUACGAGCUACACGAAACAAACCAGAGGCGACCAGGGAGAACUUCCGCAACGCAGCACGGCGAGAAUUCCGGAAGAACCAAUCCGUUGACAAAAAGGACUUUGGCGCUGUCGAGGCCUUGAUCAGGAUGGGGAUCCGGAAGCUCGAGUUAUGCUCGUCGCCAGGAGUCAAAGACAUUCACUGA